AUGUCUAACACUAAAAUUACAAAUAAACUUUCAAUCGAAGAUAUUGAUGAUUUAACGGAGAAACGUGUUUUAAUGCGCGUUGACUUUAAUGUACCAUUUCAAGAUGGCAAAAUAUCAAAUAAUCAGCGCAUUGUAGCUGCCUUGCCCACUAUUAAUGAGGCUUUAAAAAAGGGUGCAAAAUGUAUUAUUCUGAUGUCUCAUCUAGGCCGUCCAAAUGGAAAGCCAAAUCCAAAGCAUUCACUUAAACCUGUUGCCGUUGAGGUUGGUAAACUAUUGGGUAGAGAUGUCUUGUUCUUGGAUGACUGUGUUGGUCCCAAAGUCAGGGAAACUUGUUUUAAAGCCAGUAAUGGGCAAGUGAUUUUGCUUGAAAAUCUUCGAUUCCAUAUAGAAGAAGAAGGUUCCACUAAGGAUGAUUCUGGAAAGAAGAUCAAAGCAUCUUCUGAUGAUUUAAAAACUUUCCGAGAUUCUUUAACAGAACUUGGAGAUCUAUAUAUUAAUGAUGCAUUUGGUACUGCACAUCGUGCUCAUAGCUCAAUGGUUGGUGUAGAUUUACCAGUUAAGGCUGCGGGACUUUUAUUAAAGAAAGAAUUAGAAUUCUUUGGAAAGGCUUUAGAAGAUCCAGAUCGUCCAUUUUUGGCAAUCCUUGGCGGCGCUAAAGUUUCUGAUAAAAUCCAAUUGAUCAAUAAUCUUCUCGAGAAGGUUAAUUCUAUGAUUAUUGGUGGUGGUAUGGUUUUUACCUUCAAAAAAGUUAUCAAUAAUAUGGAGAUCGGCAACUCGCUCUUUGAUGAAGAAGGAUCUAAAAUCGUAAAAGAAUUAGUUGAAAAGGCAAAAUCCCUUAAUGUUAAAUUGAUAUUUCCUACUAGUACUGCUACAGAUGAAUCUGGUAUUCCAGCAGGAUGGCUAGGUCUAGAUUCUGGUGAAAAAACCAAUGAAAUUUUUACUGAAGCCAUUUGUGAGGCAAAGACUAUUCUCUGGAAUGGUCCUCCAGGUGUUUUUGAAUUUGAGAAAUUUUCAAAAGGAACAAAAGUAGUAUUAGAUGCAGUCAUCAAGGCUACAGAAAGAGGUGCUAAGACUAUUGUUGGAGGUGGUGAUACUGCAACAGCCGUUGCUAAAUGGUGUGCUGAAGAUAAAAUUUCACAUGUCAGCACCGGUGGUGGUGCUAGUUUGGAGUUACUUGAAGGUAAAGUGCUACCUGGUGUUUCUGCUCUUACUGAUAAGUCUUAA
This is a messenger RNA of Cetraspora pellucida, 1224 nucleotides long. The record is from the annotation of a GenBank genome assembly. Lineage: Eukaryota; Fungi; Glomeromycota; Glomeromycetes; Diversisporales; Gigasporaceae.